Xyrauchen texanus (razorback sucker) is the source of this 2799-nucleotide messenger RNA. RefSeq names its product SUMO-activating enzyme subunit 1. The coding region runs from base 145 to 1191 and encodes 348 amino acids. Gene Ontology annotation, biological process: protein sumoylation. Gene Ontology annotation, molecular function: SUMO activating enzyme activity. Gene Ontology annotation, cellular component: SUMO activating enzyme complex; cytoplasm. The record is from RefSeq and is a predicted model, not a curated record. The transcript has 9 exons. NCBI's taxonomy places the organism in Eukaryota, Metazoa, Chordata, Actinopteri, Cypriniformes, Catostomidae.
UUUGUGAGUCUGAGCGGCACUUCUGUCCCAUAGAAUGGGCAGUUGGAAAAUACAGUUCAGUCUACAAUAGUCAAACGAAUCUUUCAGGCUGCUCCUUUUUACAGUUUGUUAUAUAUAUAUAUAAAAAAACGGAAAUAUUUUAAAAUGAUUGAUACCAUCGAAAAAGAAGACAAUAUAAUCAGCGAGGAGGAGGCUGCUCAAUAUGAUCGUCAGAUUCGCCUGUGGGGUCUGGAUGCCCAAAAGAGACUUCGAGGAUCUCGAGUACUUCUUGUUGGACUCCGGGGUCUUGGUGCAGAAGUGGCAAAGAACCUUAUUUUGGCUGGGGUCAAAGGGCUCACGCUCCUGGACCAUGAGCAGGUGACAGAGGAGUCCAGACGCGCUCAGUUCCUGAUCCCUGUGGAUGCAGAUGGUCAGAACCAAGCCCAGGCCUCACUGGAGAGAGCGCAGUUCCUUAACCCAAUGGUAGAGGUGAAGGCAGACACAGAACCAGUGGAGAGCAAGCCCGAUGACUUUUUCUUCCAGUUUGAUGCGAUUUGCUUGACUGGGUGCUCUAAGGACCUGAUGAUGCGAGUGGACCAGCUGAGUGCCUCCAGGAACAUUAAGAUCUUCUGCGGAGAUGUAUUUGGCUACCAUGGGUACAUGUUCUCCAACCUCGGCCAGGAGUAUCACUAUGUAGAAGAGAAGCCCAAAGUAGUGAAAGCUUCUGGUGAAGCCAAUGAUGGUCCUGAGGCAAAGAAACCAAAGGUUGACCCCAAUGAGACAACCAUGGUGAAAAAGACUGUCAGUUUCUGCUCUUUCAAAGAGGCUCUGGAAGUUGACUGGACAAGUGAAACAGCCAAAAGCAGUCUAAAGCGCAUUCCUGCAGACUACUUCCUUCUACAAGUACUUCUGAAGUUCCGUACAGAUAAAGGUUGCGAUCCUCAGCCUGCCAGCUUUGCUGAAGACUCAAGCUUACUCCUACAGAUCCGUGAUGAUGUUUUUGAGAGCUUGGGCGUGAGUUCGGAGCUGCUCCCCAACACCUUUGUGAGUUACUGUUUCUCUGAGAUGUCCCCAGUGUGUGCUGUAGUUGGAGGAGUUCUUGGGCAAGAAAUAGUCAAGGCACUGUCUCAGAGAGAUGCUCCGCACAGGAACUUUUUCUUCUUUGACGGCCUAAAGGGGAGCGGGGUGGUGGACUACUUUGGAUCCAAAUAAGUAGCCCCUGGAGAACACUGAGAGAUGAGCACUUUAGAUGUGUGGGGAUGUAUGUGUGCUCUCAAAACACCAUGCAGUUUGUUUUCAGCAAGUGGCCGCAGGCAUCAAAAUCUGUCUUUGGACUGUACCUUUGCAUAUCUGAAUGCCACAUUGAUUGAUGCCAGGAGCAACAAGAACAUACUGUCCAGCUUUUUGUUCACACUCAUAAAUAUAGAUGCAAACAUUUUUUUCCACUAGGGUUAAACAAGACUAGUGACUUGUGAUUUCUACGUUUUGUAUUAAAAUAAAACAUUCAAUGCAUUUGUUUUGGAUUGUAAGUGCUUCUGCUGUCACAAUAACACAUAAUAAGACGGUGCCUUCUAAUCUGUCCCUGAACGUCCCUUUGCUGUGCACGUGGCACUGACAUAGAAAGAACUAAUGAAGUAAACAAGUUAAAACUAUUUUAUUUAAAUCAGGGAAUGUUUUGUGUGCCCUUAAACAAUUUAAAACAAUUUUAAAAAUGAAUUUAUGCAUAUAAAAUUGUGCUCAUAAUUCUACAUAGCCCUUGUGGAGUCUGCAAGAUUAUUAGCUUUUUUUAUUUUUUAAUAAGGGAUAAUUUUUUUGAAGUACUGUCCUGAAAAAGUCGCAUAACAGAUAUUUCAAUAUAUUUCACAAGAUAAAAUAAAUAAAAUUACAAAAUGUAUACAAAAUGUAUUAAACAAAUGUUUACACGCCCUUGGUUCUUAAAGGAAUAUUCUGGGUUCAAUGCAAGUUAAGCUUAAUUGUCAGUAUUUGUGGCAUAACAUUGAUUACCACAAAUAAAAUAAUCAACUCCUCCCUCAUUUAUAUAAAAAUCGUGGUUAUGAUGAGGCACUUACAUUGGAAGUGAAUGGGGCCAGUCCAUAAUUGGGGUAGUUCACCCAAAAAUAAAAAUUCUCUCAUCAUUUACUCUGCUCCAUACAAUGCUAGUAAAUGGUGGCCAUGUGGUUAAAUCUAUAUCUUCAGAAGCAAUAUGAUACUUUUUUUUAAUUUUUUUUACUAUAAAUUCUCCCUGCUCAGUAGAUGGCUAUACAUGUGAAAAAUGUGAAUCGCCAUUAACAGAAGAAAGAGAAAAUGGAGAUUUAUAGUAAAAGGCUUAAAUAUUGAUCUGUUUCUCAUCCACACCUAUCAUAACGCUUCUGAAAACAUGGAUUUUUACUACUGGAGUCAUAUAGAUUACCAUUCACUUGCAUUGUGUGGACCAGCAGAGCUAAAAAUCUUCAUUUGUGUUCUGCUGAAGAAAGAAAGUCACACACAUCUGGAAUGGCAUUUUUGGGUGAAUAAAGACACUUUCAAAAGAACAUCCACAAGACGUUAACAUUACAUGUGUUAACAUGACUCUAGAGUGAGAUAAUCUCUGUUCUAUAUGAUUUUAAUGUGAUAAAAUUACUUACAGUGUUUACUAUCAUUGUGUUUUCAUGGUAACGAAGUAGUAAUAUUGGAUGUAAGUUUACACUGAUAAGGUUUGCAAGCGAUUUUUAUCAUGCUAAAAUCAUGUUAACGUACAAUGUUUACAUAUUGAAUCUAUACUUUUGAAUGUGUAUAUUUACAUUGAAAUUGCCUUACUGUAACUGAAUUUUUUUAAAUAAA